Plasmodium knowlesi strain H is the source of this 477-nucleotide messenger RNA. RefSeq names its product membrane associated histidine-rich protein 2. The transcript is spliced from 2 exons. Bases 1 to 477 code for a protein of 158 amino acids. NCBI's taxonomy places the organism in Eukaryota, Apicomplexa, Aconoidasida, Haemosporida, Plasmodiidae. The record is from RefSeq and is a predicted model, not a curated record.
AUGGAUUCCCCAUACGAGAGUCCCUUUCCAAAAUUUCAAUUAUACCAUACUGUAGUUCGCAGAUAUGCAACUAAUAGACCAGUCAUUCCAGUAACAUCCCACGAAGUGUAUGCUCAAAACUACUAUGACAUUUCGCCUACUAGUCUUAUUGCAACCUAUAUUUUUUUGAUUUUGUUUAUAUCAAUGUGCUAUAGAUUAAUUGAUAAGGCUUUCUUCCAAGGCCGAUUAAUAAACAGUAUCUUCGGUUCCGAUGAGGAAAAUGUAGACACCACAGCUGUAAAUGAAUCUGAUGAGGACGAUUUAUACUACCUUGGUGACUUCGAAGAAAACGAAGAACAUGAACAGAAGGAAGAACAUGAACAGAAGGAACAGCAGGAACAGAAGGAAGAACAGGAACAAAAGGAAAAAAAGGAACAGAAAGUUGAAAAAGUACCUUUGGAAUCCCCAGAAAAGGCAGGAAGCUCCAUGUACUCAUAG